CAACCGCCCAGUGGAAGUUCCCUUUGAUAUGCCUCAACGUCUCUCACACAUCUUGAGGACAGAGAUGGCUGCGUCAGACGUUCAUGAGCUUCCAGACACGAAGCUUCGUAAUCCACAGCAAGACUAGGUAACUUUGAACAUCUCAACAAAGCAAACCGUCUACCUCUCGGUCCACACAAACCACAGCAACGACUCUAGACUUUUCAAUUUACAAUAUCACACAUCAUGUCAACACAAGGGCCCUCCUCAACAAGCGGCACUCUCCACCACGUCGCUCCAGUCUCCGCCUUCGAAGUCACCCCCACCACCAGCACACAGUCUCCCAACCUCCUCCUCUGGAUCGGCGGCCUCACCGACACAUACCACAGCGUCGAUUAUGUCUACAAACUCGCCUCAUCUCUCCCUCCUACAUGGUCUCUCGCACAAGCAAACCUCAGCAGCGCCGGCAGCGGUUUCGGCAUCGCAUCCCUCACUCAAGACUGCAAUGAGAUCUCCAGUCUCGUAUCCUACUUCAAGAGCAAUGGAAAGCAAAAGGUGGUGAUCAUGGGCCACAGCACUGGAUGUCAAGAUUGCUUGCAUUACUUUGCUUCUGAGGAUAAAAGAGGAGACCGCGCAAAAGUUGAUGGAGUGAUUUUGCAAGCGCCGGUUAGUGACAGGGAAGCCAUGGUCAAGGAUAUGGACAAGAAGGACUACGAUGGUGCUUGUAAGAUAGCAGAGGAUUGGGUCAAGGAGGCCAAGGGUGAGCAUAUCUUGCCGUUGAACGUUACGGCUGAUAUGUUUGGUCGUAACCCUUUGUCUGCGCGUAGAUGGGUUGCUCUGGCUUGCCAGGGCGGUGAAGAUGAUUACUUCAGCUCUGACUUGCCGGACUCGAGGCUGCAGAGCACUUUUGGUAAGGUGGACAAGCCAUUGCUUAUCCUCUAUGGUGAGGAGGAUGAGUAUGUACCUGAUCAGGUCGACAGAAAGGCGUUGGUGAACAAAUGGAUUCCGUUUGUCAAGGGCAAGGUUGAUGAGCAGAGCAAGGAGUUACUGGGUGGUGCUAGUCACAACUUGAACGGUGACGAUGAAGAGGUUGCCGAUGAGCUUAUCAAGAGGGUUGGUAAAUUCUUGACCGCCAUCUAGGAAGGUUGGAUAGAACACAUGAUAGACAUGAUAGUCGAGAACGAGGCAGGCCGUCUCGACAUGAUAGCCUGAAUCAUCAAGUAGUAACAGGAAGUUGACAAUUGAAUUGGUCAAAGAACAAGAUACUAUUGAGACCAAAUCCGAG
Messenger RNA from Aureobasidium pullulans EXF-150, 1264 nucleotides. Its product is annotated as DUF1749-domain-containing protein. The record is from RefSeq and is a predicted model, not a curated record. NCBI's taxonomy places the organism in Eukaryota, Fungi, Ascomycota, Dothideomycetes, Dothideales, Saccotheciaceae. The coding region runs from base 226 to 1119 and encodes 297 amino acids. The transcript is spliced from 2 exons.